Messenger RNA from Fundulus heteroclitus (mummichog), 2285 nucleotides. It is a transcript of the gene dnajb6b, whose product is annotated as DnaJ heat shock protein family (Hsp40) member B6b. The coding region runs from base 204 to 1154 and encodes 316 amino acids. Gene Ontology annotation, biological process: protein refolding; positive regulation of proteasomal ubiquitin-dependent protein catabolic process. NCBI's taxonomy places the organism in Eukaryota, Metazoa, Chordata, Actinopteri, Cyprinodontiformes, Fundulidae. Gene Ontology annotation, cellular component: cytosol; endoplasmic reticulum membrane. Gene Ontology annotation, molecular function: ATPase activator activity; Hsp70 protein binding. The record is from RefSeq and is a predicted model, not a curated record. The transcript has 10 exons.
CAGUUAGUGUAGUGGGCAAGGCCAAAAAAAUCCUCCACCAUCAUUAUUAAACAGCUGCAACCGACUGCAGCUACACUUUCAGUUCUCAGGUAAAAUACAGCUUGACCAGCAAUAAGAGAGAGGGCUUCGGAGCGGACACCACUGUCACAGGGAGGCCAGUCAGAAGAGCCUGGAGCACAUCAGCACAGAAACCAGACAGAGCCAUGGUGGAAUACUACCAGAUAUUGGGAGUCCAAAGAAACGCAACGCAAGAGGACAUCAAAAAAGCUUACAGAAAAUUGGCGUUGAAAUGGCAUCCAGAUAAGAACCCAGACAACAAGGAAGAGGCAGAGAGACGGUUCAAAGAGCUGUCAGAGGCUUAUGAAGUCCUGUCAGAUGAAAACAAAAGGAGUCUUUAUGACCGAUAUGGAAAAGAUGGCCUCUCUGGAGGAGGAAACCAUUACGAUAACUUCAGCCAUGGUCACCACUUCACAUUCCGUAACCCAGAGGACGUUUUCAGGGAAUUUUUUGGUGGGAGAGAUCCGUUUGCAGAUUUGUUUGGUGAUCCCUUUGAUGAUUUCUUUGGAGAUGGUCGCGGUCGUCAGAGAGGCGCACCCAGGAGCCAUGGGACAGUCUUUGGUUUCGGUGGCUUCCCCGUCUUCAGGCCUGCCUUCCCGGGGUUUGAUCCAGGUUUUAGCUCCUUUGGUGACAUGGGCGGCGGAGGCGGGGGAGGGUUUACUUCCUUUUCUACGUCUUCGUUUGGAGGCGGCGGACGAGAGAUGGGCAACUUCAAGUCUGUGUCGACCUCCACCAAGUUUAUCAAUGGCAGGAGAAUCGUCACAAAACGGAUUGUGGAGAACGGCCAGGAGCGGGUAGAGGUGGUGGAAGACGGUCAGUUAAAAUCCCUUACAGUUAAUGACAUUGCCCCCCAAGAACCCUUUGAGGAGGAGUUUCGCAGCCGCAGACAGAACGCGCUCCCCGGUCUGGGCCUGCACCAGCGCUACCUGAGGAACCCCACGGAGGAAGAGGAGGAGCACGGCCCGCCGAGCCUGGGACUAACGAGAGGACACGUGGAGACCAAGAGGAAGAAACUGUGGCUGAAGGAGGCAGAAUCCAAAAAGAAGCGAGCUCCUCGACUCCUCCCUCGUUUCAGUGGAUUCGGCACCUUUUAUUGAACAGCUCUUGGUUAUGUUUGGCCGACGUGCCUUCAGUUGGUUGUGGCAUUAGUUUGUAUUGGCUAAAAACAUCCGCUGCAGAUGCACCACAGCUCCUUUUCUCUAUUAGCUGCAGCACAAAGCAAUAAUGUCCUUCCCGCUUGUAUUAACCAACAGCCUCUCUCCGAGACCUCUGCUUAAUAUUUAGAUUUGUGCAGGAUUCUUUGUAGUUUAUCGGUCGGAAGAGGUGUUUCUUGCAUAAAUGAAGCCUCAGGGCGAGUCCUAACCAAUUAAAAUGCAUCAUUUAAAUUCUGGGGCUGGAUAAGUUGCAGUGAAGUCCUGCACAAGGGACAGAAAACCCUCCCGUUUCUCUGCAUCAGGCACAGGACUCCAACUCUCAAAUGAAUUGCACAUGCAUAAAAGCAAUAGAAGACCAACCCAAGGUGCAACUGGCAGAUAUUCUAUUUUUGUUAUUCAGGUUUUAUUUUUUAUCUGACGCUCGUGUGCUUCCCUUUCCGAUGGCGCCCUGGGCUGUUGCCCAUGUGGACAACAUCAAAAACGGCCUCUGUUGGUUGAUUUAAAAAAAAAAAAACAAUUAUGUUUAUAGGAUGGGCCUUGAAGAUGUAAAGCUAACACUUUAAUAUCUAAAUGAAUCUCUUCUUCCUGAGGUUUUGCGGUUUCUGCUUUUUGCUUCGUGCGUAUUUGAGAAAGUUCAGGUGAAAGGAGAACCACAGGAGCAGCUUUGUUUGAAAUUAGCAGACAGUUUGACACCGCGCAGCAUGCGAGAGUCAGUGAAGGUCAAACCAUUUAGUGGAUCCGUCUUUAAUAAGAGACAAAGACGAAGACAGAAGACUGGAAAAUGUGACUGCUACAAAGGCGUAUGGCUUUGGAGAAUAUUAGGAAAUGAUUAAACACGUUCAGCUCAGUCCUGUCUGGACUCUGGAUCACAUUUUUCCGCAGCAUGAAAAGGACACUAUUACCGCUCUUAAAUAUUACUUUAGACAAUUAAUUGUGUUUGUGAAUUCAUUGUAUUUGUAAAAGUUUUCUGGUGGAAGGUUUUCCUCAUUUGAUGGAUCCGGACAGAUGCAAAAGAAAUGUUCAAUUUUUAUGGACUUUCGUGAUUAAAUGCUUAACAAAAAAAACAAACAUAAA